GGCUGAUGGAGCAGAGAGGGGAUAGCUUCUCGUAAGCAAACAUCAACACAGCAAUACAAACAAGUUAAAAUCCCAGGAAUGCAACAACAACGCCCGGUGGAGGGAUACAAUGUGUAGACGUAAAGCUGGACAACUUGACUCGGACUGUCACAGUUUGUGAGGUUUUACAUGGUCGCAACCGAGCAGAAGUUUGUCACCCCAGAUGGAAAUAAUUUGAGAUGACAACCAACGCGGUGCAAGGGCGCAUUCAGUGUUUCUAAUUAACCGUCCUGACAAAAUGAUCCACAUGGAUUGCGGGCUUCACGUUUUUGGACAAGGAUUUUCUCCCUUUCACGUUUCCAUCGCUUUAUUGGGGCUUCUUGCGUUCCUGGAAAACACAAAAACUUUGGGAUUAUCACAUAAACCAGAGAGCUUUCUCGAGGAUCUGACGCAGUAUGAGGUGGUUCACCCCACUAGAGUGGAUGCCAAAGGUCACUUCCUGUCCAAUUUCCUGCCCCACCAUGUCAGCCGUAUACAGCGCAGGGAAGCCUCAGAGGAAUCGGCAAACUCAAGGCGGGUCUUCUACCAGCUGUGGCAUGGUGGACACAGUUUGCACUUUAAUCUCACCCUCAACCCACACCUGCUUGCGCCAGGCUUCCUGACAGAGAGGAGGUACGGUGGCCUGGAUGGGGCCAAGUUCCACGCUUCUGGCUUCUCUCAGUGCCACUUCUUAGGUGAAGUGUGGGAUGAGGCCACUGUGAGAGGGAGAGCAGCCAUAAGCACCUGUGAUGGACUGACAGGACUGUUCAAGCUGUCCAAUGAAGAAUUCUUUAUCCGGCCACUGGAGCAGUCGAGCGAGCAGACCACAGCACCACAAGCCCACGUCAUCUACAAACGCCAUGUCUCCCCCUCCACGAGUCAGGUAGUGCAGCCCAUCUCAGGAAAACAAGCUGUCAAUGGUACCUGUGGGACCAAAGAUCGUCAUGGAGUGUUUGAAGACAUGGAGAGACAACGGGAGCGCUGGGAGCGUCGGCGGCACAGAAAGAGGAGGAUUCGUCAGCGCUCCGUCAGUAAGGAGAAGUGGGUGGAGACGCUGGUGGUGGCCGACUCUAAAAUGGUGGAGUAUCACGGGAGCAAAGCAGUGGAGAACUAUGUACUCGCUGUCAUGAACAUCGUGUCAGGUCUGUUCCGGGAUGCCAGUAUUGGAAACGCAAUCAACAUUGUAGUCGUUCGUCUCAUCCUACUGGAGCAGGACGAGGAUGACUUGAAGAUUACCCACCAUGCUGACAACAGCUUGAAUAGCUUCUGUAAGUGGCAGAAACGACUCAACAUGAAGGGGGAUGAUCACCCGCUGCACCAUGAUGUCGCAGUUCUGCUCACCAGGAAGGACAUCUGUGCAGCCAUUAACACACCUUGUGAGACGCUGGGUUUGUCCCAUGUGGCCGGGAUGUGCCAGCCGCACCGCAGCUGCAGCGUCAGCGAGGACACCGGCCUUCCAUUAGCCUUCACUGUCGCCCACGAGCUGGGACACAACUUUGGGAUUCAACAUGAUGGCAACGGUAAUGACUGUGAACCCGUUGGGAAAAAACCUUUUGUCAUGUCUCCACACCUCCUGUACGGCACCACCUUGCCCAGCUGGUCACGCUGCAGUCGGCAGUACAUCACCCGCUUCCUCGAUCGUGGCUGGGGCUGGUGCCUGGACGAUGUGCCUGUGAAGGAUGAGCUGUCCCUGAACUCCAUCCUUCCCGGGGUUUUGUACAGCGCCGCCCAUCAGUGUCGCCUGCAGUAUGGAUCAGGGUCCGUGCUCUGCGAUGACGUUGAUAACAUCUGUAGCACACUGUGGUGCACCGUGGGAGCAACCUGCCACUCGAAGCUGGAUGGCGCUGUCGAUGGCACCACGUGUGGCGAGGGCAAGUGGUGUUUUGGCGGUGAGUGUGUACCUGCUGGAUACCAUCCCGAGAGUGUAAACGGUGGCUGGGCACCGUGGAGUGAGUGGUCGGCCUGUUCCAGGACAUGUGGGGCCGGAGUCCAGCGAGCCCAGAGGGACUGUGUUAACCCAGUUCCCAAGUACAGGGGGAAGUACUGUGUGGGAGAGCGGCAGCGGUACAAGAUCUGUAAAUCCACGCCAUGCCUUCAGGAGCAGCCCACCUUCAGAGACAUGCAGUGCAGCCACUUCAACACCAUGCCUUACAAGGGCAAGUUGUACAAGUGGGUUGCCGUCAACAACAGAGUCAACCCUUGUGAGCUGCACUGCCGACCACUGAAUGAAUAUUUCUCUGAGAAGAUGCUGGACGCCGUCACUGAUGGGACACAGUGCUAUGAGGGCAGCAAGACUCGAGAUAUGUGCAUCAACGGCAUCUGUAAGAAUGUGGGCUGUGACUAUGUGAUUGAUUCUAAUGCUGUCGAAGAUCGCUGUGGGGUGUGCCAAGGCAACGGCUCUACCUGUGAAACUGUGAGGAGAACCUUUGAAGAGAGUGAAGGCCUUGGUUAUGUAGACAUCGGACUGAUCCCAGAGGGAGCGUGGGACAUCCGGAUUGAAGAGGUGGCUGAGGCAGGGAAUUUCUUGGCGCUACGAAGUGACAACCCCAACAAAUAUUUUCUGAAUGGUGGCUGGACCAUUCAGUGGAACGGAGACUACAAGGCAGCUGGGACAGUAUUCACUUACGAAAGGACGGGACAUCUGGAGAACCUGACCUCUCCUGGGCCUACCAUGGAGCCGCUGUGGAUUCAGCUUCUCUUUCAAGAGACCAACCCAGGAGUGCGCUAUGAAUACACAAUCAGUCGAGAGGUCUCAGAAGACAAUAGCAUUCCUGUCUCGGUCUUCUUCUGGAAAUACGGUUCAUGGACAGAAUGCAGCGUCACCUGUGGAGUAGGUGUUCAGCGGCAGACUGUUCACUGCGUGGAGAAAACAUCUGGAAUAGUGGAAGAGCACUUCUGCGACCCGUCGACCCGACCCGAUGAUAAACAGGCCAGCUGCAACAAGGAGCUGUGUCCAGCUAUAUGGUGGACGGGAGAGUGGCAUAAAUGCUCAGCUAGCUGUGGGAACCUGGGCCUGACUAAAAGGACAGUGAUCUGCAUCCAAGCAGUGAGUGUGGAGGAGCAGAGAGCCCUACAGCCCACUGAAUGCAAACACAUGCCCAAACCUCCGGCAAUAUCCUCCUGCAACACACACAUUCCCUGUCCGGCGGACUGGACCACAAGCAGCUGGUCGGAGUGCUCUUUGACAUGUGGAAGCGGUACACAACACCGGAAUGUAACCUGCUCCAGAAACACAGGUAUAGACUGUGACCCACAAAAGAAGCCCAUCGCUAUCACUCCCUGCUACCUCCAGGACUGUCCGCAGGUAGUGGAUAUUUCUGAAGGUAAUGACUGGUCUGGAAGUGGCUGGUCCAGCAAAGAAGUCUUCAAUGAAAUCAACUCCAUACCUGAAGCCAACCCUCUUCCGAAAUACAGCACCACCAGAGCCCAGCCAAAGGAUCAUAACAAUCUAAAUAACUUUAUCGAGGCAGACUUUUCCCAUCCCAAUCACAUUGAAAAUACCAAGCAAAAUAACGUUCAAGUGGAUGAUUUUUACUAUGAUUAUAACUUCAUCAACUUCCAUGAAGACUUGUAUGACUUUGACUCUGGGGACAAUGGAAAAGAUACAGGGGAGAGUCAUGGGUCUGAUCUUCCACCAGAGGCCAAGACAAACCACAGCAUGAAAGAAAACAUUUACAAGGAAACUACAAGUCCUCCCACAACUACCUCAGACACUUCUACAGUUUCUAAGACUACUGCAUACUCUUUGAAAAUUGAGAAACCACAGGACAUUAAUCUAGACGAUGUUGAGGAGAACGGAAAACCACCGACAAAGAACUCUGUUGCAAUGAAUCCUGAAAUUCCAGAUGUUUUUCUCUCUGAAGACUAUUUUCUGCCAGUCUCUACCACUUCCUCACCACCUUUUUCUCCAACAAAGUUUUCACAAACACUGAAAGAGAAACACAGCAGCCUUGGUCAGCCUGAUAACAUGAGCACAAUUCCAAAUCUAGCGUUCACUACAAAGCAGCCUACUCAGGGCCCAGAAUGGGGGCAACAUGGAAAGGAAGCUGAAAAUGGCUAUGAAGAUUUCACUGAGGAAGAAAACCAUUCUGAGGAUGUUUUUGCUACAGUAAAUUAUGCUGAUAUUACUCCAGUCAGUCAGACUAAUGAAGAUGACACACUAGCUACACCAGUGAGAGCUGAGGAGAUAGAGGAUCUUGAUAAUUUGACUUACAGUUACAGUAAAGAUAUCUCUGGCUCCCAAGAAGAGAGUCCAGAACCACCUUUAGGUUCUCCAUCUCAAGAAAAAGGAUUUCAGUUUGAGACACAACUGGAUGAAAGUACCACAGAAAUACCUCAGACAACUAGUCUGUCAUCUGAUACGUCAAAGAUAUUUUCAACUGCGCUCAUACUGGGAGAUUCCGACGCUGAUCAAACUGAUUUUAAUGACACAAAUGCUAACAGUCAGGGCAAUUCAUGGGUCACUGACCGUGACCUCACUGUGACCUCACUUCCUGCCUCUCAGGAGUCCACUACUCUUCCCCUGCCUACUCAGCCACUCUCAGGAAACCAAGAGUACUCUGAUGCCACCUCAUCAAAAACUGGAACAGACUUCUUACCGUCUACAGAACUGGAAGGAGGCACCCAGCCUUCACCAUUUUACACAAUUACCGAUUCCCAGCCAGGUACAACAGAACAGGUACCCACAAAAUUGACCUUAUUUGACAGAACAACACCUCGUAGAACAAAUCCUCGAGCCCCUUCCUCCUACGACUGGAUUGAUUUUGACUACAAUGAAAUUGUCAUCCCCCCUGUGCUGCCAGACAGAGGUAAUAGCCGUCCUGCCCCUUCAUACGAACUUCCAACAAGCACAGCAGCGACUGCUCAGUAUAGCACAAAACCAGACAUUCAGUCCCCAGAGCCUGCCAUGCUCACUUUGCCAACCCGUCCACCUACUCUGUGGGCUGUUCCCGUGUCAACAUCAGUCCAAACCUCAACCCAAGUCACUACAGCUGCCUACUGGGUCACCGGCAACUGGAGCGCAUGCUCCACCAGCUGUGGUCUGGGUGCCAUCUGGAGGGCUCUGUCCUGCAGCACAGGCUCAGAGUCAGACUGCGACCCGACCAAGAGGCCUGUGCCAGCCCGACGCUGUUACCUGCGACCCUGCUCCACAUGGAAGAUGGGGGAAUGGAGCAAGUGCUCCAAGAACUGUGGAGGUGGUGUGGCAUUGCGUGAGGUCCAGUGUUUUGACAUGCGGGACCAGAGGCCCCUCCGUCCUUUCCACUGCCAGGCAAUCUCCCCCAGGCCCCGAAUCCAGAUGCCCUGUAACCCUCAGCCAUGUCUUGACUGGUAUACCUCCUCCUGGGGACAAUGCUCUGAGGUGUGUGGAGGUGGUGAGCAGCAGCGGAUGGUCACGUGUCCAGAGGAGGAUGGAUGUGACAAGGACUUUUGUCCCAGUAACAUCCAGUCCUGUAAUAGCCAGCCGUGUGCUCAGUGGCUAAGUGGAUCCUGGGGACAGUGUUCGGCCUCAUGUGGCGGUGGGGUUCAGCGGCGGCUCAUCAAGUGUGUCAACACGAAGGCCGAGACAGAAGAGGAAGUGGACCAGGUUCAGUGUGACUAUCAGCCACAGCCUGAGACUAUCCAGAAGUGUAACCUACAUGAGUGUGAGAGCGCCCCCUCUGGCAUGGUAUGUCAUCGUGAUCGCCUCACCUUUCGUUUCUGUCAGACUCUGUACCUGCUGGGCCACUGCCACAUGUCCACUGUGCGGGCACAGUGCUGCAAAACUUGCAGCCAGCGUACCCGUGGCAACAACCACACUUCUCGCCGCUGAGGUGCAG
Messenger RNA from Myripristis murdjan (pinecone soldierfish), 5834 nucleotides. RefSeq names its product a disintegrin-like and metallopeptidase (reprolysin type) with thrombospondin type 1 motif, 7 (gene adamts7). Gene Ontology annotation, molecular function: metalloendopeptidase activity. Gene Ontology annotation, biological process: proteolysis; extracellular matrix organization. NCBI's taxonomy places the organism in Eukaryota, Metazoa, Chordata, Actinopteri, Holocentriformes, Holocentridae. The transcript has 24 exons. The record is from RefSeq and is a predicted model, not a curated record. Bases 278 to 5827 code for a protein of 1849 amino acids. Gene Ontology annotation, cellular component: extracellular matrix.